Molecule: messenger RNA, 788 nt
Organism: Hordeum vulgare subsp. vulgare (domesticated barley)
Lineage: Eukaryota; Viridiplantae; Streptophyta; Magnoliopsida; Poales; Poaceae
Exons: 3
Coding region: 174-617 (147 amino acids)
Source: RefSeq, a predicted model, not a curated record
GGCCGCAAAAGCGACAAGGGAGUUCUCAGCGUGUUGCGAGUCGUGCCCAUCGAUUCCCCCCCUUCUCCCCGCCGGCGACGGGUCCUCCCGGCCGGAUCCAGCCCCCCCCCGGCCUCCGCGCGGUCCCGCCACUGCAAGACUUCUCUCGGUCCAGCGACCUCUUGAGCACUGAGAUGCGGGGGGUCGGAGGCCCAUUGCUCACUGUCAGCGAUCUCCUGAGCGACCUCGCUGUAGAAGGAGGCGACGACCACCUCGACGGCGGAGGCGAUGCAUCUGUUCCCUCCUCCCCCUUGGCAGUGCAUCAGGUGGAGGAAGCUGACCCCUCCGAGCUCCAGCGGCUCUUCGCGGAAGACUAUGACAGUUUGAUGAAGUCUCUACGGGAGAAUGAUCCUUCAUGGCCUUCCCUGAUGCUGAAGUUGUGCAGGGCGUUGAAGACUUCCGAUAAGCUGCUGAGCUGCGCGAAUGUGAAAGCCGAGCAGCUGCUAGAGAAGGUGGAGAAACUGGAGCAUGUCCUAGAGAGGGGAGAUCGUGCAGUGGGAUCAAUUAUAGAGGUUCUUCAGAGCAUGCAGCUCACCGAGGAUCAUCAGACCUCCAAAUCGAACCCGCCUAGCAUGUAGUGAGCUGCGGUGGCGUAGGUGUUGUGUUUGAUUAUCCAAAUCAGGAGUCAUGCCUUUCCUGCCAGCAUUCUAGCACAAAUCCAUUUACUAGUUCCUUGUAAGAUGCUUCCUGAAUUGAAUGAACUGAAAUGCUAUAUGCUUCCAGGGUCCAUUGCUCUAGAAGCCUGAGAA